AUGGUUUAUGAUAUGACACAUUUGGUACCUUCGCAAAGCAUAUCUCUUGGUCGUUACUAUUUACAAGAUAUCAAUAAUGUGGAGAACCAUGAUUAUGCGCUUGAUAUCGAUAAGCGAUUUCAAGCGCGUUUGGCUUGCGAGACCUUACCACAAGCCACACAGCCGCCACCUACUCCAGCACCCAGACGUCGUACUACUCCAAUUACACAUCUGGAUCCUGCCGAAUUAGUUGGUUUAUCGCGAGAAGAAAGACGACGUCGUAGACGUGCCACACUUAAGUAUAGAACAGCUCAUGCUACUCGUGAACGAAUUCGUGUGGAAGCAUUUAACGUUUCGUUUGCUGAACUCAGAAAAUUAUUACCAACAUUGCCACCAGAUAAAAAACUUUCUAAAAUUGAGAUACUUAAAUUAGCUAUUUGUUACAUUGCUUACUUGAACCACGUUUUGGAAACUCCGUAGAGGUUCUAUUUAAGUACUUUUAAGUACUAUUUAAG
Molecule: messenger RNA, 494 nt
Organism: Teleopsis dalmanni
Lineage: Eukaryota; Metazoa; Arthropoda; Insecta; Diptera; Diopsidae
Product: helix-loop-helix protein 1-like
Exons: 1
Coding region: 1-459 (152 amino acids)
Biological process (GO): regulation of transcription by RNA polymerase II
Molecular function (GO): DNA-binding transcription factor activity, RNA polymerase II-specific; protein dimerization activity; RNA polymerase II cis-regulatory region sequence-specific DNA binding
Source: RefSeq, a predicted model, not a curated record